Molecule: messenger RNA, 2226 nt
Organism: Ooceraea biroi (clonal raider ant)
Lineage: Eukaryota; Metazoa; Arthropoda; Insecta; Hymenoptera; Formicidae
Gene: Zasp66
Product: PDZ_signaling and DUF4749 domain-containing protein Zasp66
Biological process (GO): muscle structure development; actin cytoskeleton organization
Cellular component (GO): filamentous actin; Z disc; stress fiber
Molecular function (GO): actin binding; muscle alpha-actinin binding
Source: RefSeq, a predicted model, not a curated record
GCUGCUAUCUCAGUAGCGGAGCAGAGAGCGAACACGAUCCGAGAGAUCCAUCGCUCGCGCCAGUUCGCGCGCGCGCGAUCUUUCCCUUUUCUGUGAAAGUCGAUCCCAAGGAUCGCUAAGUAGCUAUUUCUCUUUCUUUCCCUCUGAAAGCUCGGUCGAUCCUGUUCCGUUAGUGUGUAGCUCGUGAUUGAUUGCGUAUUUGUACGAUUGCAAUCGUUAUCGGUGAUCAGUGCUGACUGGAUCAGGUCUAUAGUAUGACGAGGAGGCACACGAUAAUCGUAAAGCUUAAGAGAUCCAGCGCCGGCAGACCUUGGGGCAUAAGGAUCGCCGGGGGCGCCGAUCUGGGCGCGCCGAUCGUCGUCACCCGCUCGGAGAACGAGGCGCUCCAGAGGGGUGACGUGAUCAAGAAAAUCGACGACUACGACGCACGUGAUGUGAGGCAUGUAGACGCACAGAAUCUUCUCCAAAACUCCGAAACCAUAAAGCUAGUCAUCGAAAGGUCUGAGCCGUCGAGCGUCACAGCAUCAUCGCGUAUCGACACUAUCAACACUAUCAACACCGUGUCACCACCACCCACGAUUUUCAAGUCAAUCUUUGGCGACGGGGCUGCGGUCACUAGUCUGUACAAACAGCCGAAGGAACGUUUUCAGGAAUUACCGAAGAGUCCGAUAGCGCCACCCUCCGUCGAAGAAUACACACCAGUUCAGACUCCUGAUUAUACUCUUCGCAGCACGAUCUUCUUGCCUCGUGAACACCUUGACGAAGUCCGCGAAGAAAGAGUUCAUCUGUCGCAGCCCUAUCGUACAACUCCUUUGGUCUUGCCAGGCGCUAAGGUCAAGAAGGAUGCUCCUCUUGGCGAAUGCUAUCUGCGACAUCAUCCAAAUCCGAUGAUCAGGGCGGCACCCCAUCAUUAUGAACCAGCUCAUCCUGAAGUUGCUAUGAAGCAAAAGGUGGCGGAAUCGGUACUUCAACGAGUCAUGGGACCGAAUGAAGUUCCAAAGAUUGUUCAUAAGCAAUUCAACUCGCCGAUCGGACUCUAUUCGGAGCAGAACAUUGCGGACACCAUUAAGUGCCAAGCGUCCGCUGUACCCAUUUUCAUAGACUUUUCCUUCCUGAAACAGAAACAGGAAAUACAGGAGCAAGCGAGAAUCUUGAAGGAGCAGGCCAAGGCCGCCUCCUCGAAGAACGUGUGGCCGCAAUUCAAUAAAUUAAAUUAAAAAUUGUCGAGAGACGUUCGAGACGUUUUCCGAUGCUUCUCGCACGUCGAAUCUACGACAGCAGAGUUUUUCCGUUUUCACGUGAAUCAUUGGACACGUUCCUUCGUUACAAAAUAUAACAAAUUAUUAACACUUAUAUAAGACUUAAGUUACGAAUUAUAUUCAACAAGGUAUUUCUAAAAUUUUUAAAGAAAGUUGGUAGGAUUUAAUAUAACACAAAUUAUUAAAUGAUUAAUUCAAAAGAAGAGUAACAUAGAAAAUUGUGUAUUGCAUAAUUAUUAAAAAAAUAAACAAAUAUUUUAUCUGUUCAUUAAUAAAUGUACAAUGUAUAAUUAUAAUUACAUUUACAAUAUUAAUAUUUGGAAUGAUUAAAUAUUCACAUUAAAAACAAUAAAAAAUAGAAAGAUUAAGUUGAUUACUAUUUACUUUCAACGUCAGAAGUUUUAUCGUUUUAAUAAAAUAAUAUAUCUAAUUGUCCGUAUUACCAAUAUGAAUAAAUUGGCAACCUAAUUGUAAUAUAAUGAACGUGACCACUGAGUUCUAAUAUCGCGAAACGAACAUACAAUUAUUUCGGAUUAGUUUGCUAUUUAUAUUACAUAGUAAAAAUUGUAGACGCGUUACUUGAUGAAAUUGGAGUGUUUUCGCGAAUCCGCGUAAAAGGCUUUUUCUUUAGUGCUAGCUGGAAAAUUUUGCAUGUGAUAGAAUAAUGAAUAAUUAAUAAUUAGUACAAUAGUAAACAAAACGUAAGAAUAUCUACUAACUUCGAUGUUUUCUUAACGAGUGUUUAUAUGCUUGUAUCGUAGAUAUCGUGCACGAAUAAUUCGAGAUGACAUUCGAAAAUUCCGUCUUUCAAAAGUUAUUUUUGUUUUUUUACCUUUUUUUUAUAAUUAUCUAGUGUUGCAUGAUACCAAAAAUUCUACAAUAAAAAUUAAAACAAUUUGCGAGUUAAGUUUUGAGAGCAUAAAUAAGUGAUAGAAUUUAAAAUGAUUUUUGAACAAAAGAAAAAAAA